This is a messenger RNA of Cydia pomonella (codling moth), 5499 nucleotides long. It is a transcript of the gene fmt, whose product is annotated as serine/threonine-protein phosphatase 6 regulatory subunit 3. Gene Ontology annotation, molecular function: protein phosphatase regulator activity; protein phosphatase binding. Gene Ontology annotation, cellular component: nucleus; cytosol. Lineage: Eukaryota; Metazoa; Arthropoda; Insecta; Lepidoptera; Tortricidae. The coding region runs from base 131 to 3070 and encodes 979 amino acids. The transcript is spliced from 22 exons. The record is from RefSeq and is a predicted model, not a curated record.
ACUGGUGCUGUGCUGUCAGACGAGAAAACGGAUCGUUGCACUUUAUCAAAGAAACGCUGAAAUCCGUAAAAUAAUUAAGUUUUCUAUGGAUCGAAAGUAAUUUAAUAAUCAGUACUUAUUAAUUUUAAUCAUGUUCUGGAGCGGGAACUAUAUAGCUGUGAGGGAGCUAAAUUCCUUGCUCAAAGAAGAGAACGUGACGCUCACUCAGGUGCUAGAGGCAGAUGAUGUGCUGCAGGAGUGCAAAGCGGAUAACAAGGCACUCAUACAGUUCCUCACACGUCCAGACAUCCUAGCAGAGCUCGUAACACUCAUCACAGAGGAGCCCCCCAAGAAUGUAGAGCUCAGCCUCCAGUACCGGCACGCCACCAUAGCCUGCGAGGUCCUCACAUCCCAGCUGCCCACACUCUCGGACCGGCUGUCCAUGGACACAGUGCAGAUGCACCGGCUCUGUGACUUCAUCAAUAGGGAGCCUCCGCUGAACCCGCUGCUGGCGUCAUACUUUAGUAAAACUAUUGAGAUGUUGCUUGACAGAAGUCCUAAACAGGACUGGUACUUAUACCACAUCGUGUGCCUCCGCGUCUUAGACUUCCUAAAGGCGAGGCGCGAUUUCUUACCCAAUCUGCUGCGACAUCUGCACACCUCGGCGGUUUUGGACGCGCUGAAAUGCUUCAUACGGCUUAAUGAUCUCUUCAAUAAGCUCAUUAUGGAGUGGCUAGAAGAGCACCAGUUCCUCGAAGCCCUGAUCGCGAUCAUCUGCGGCACGUACGAGCCGCCGCCGCUCGCGCCGCGCGCGCCGCCCUGCGAGCUCGAGAAGGGCCAACAGGAGGAGAGUGAGAAAGCGGAGAAGGAGGCCAUCGAGAAGGGGGACCUGGACGCGCAGGGGAAAGAAGUACGAGAAGACCCACCAUCAUCUGAGCAGGCGACGGGCGACAACGCACGGGCUGAAGCGGAAGCGGAGGCGAAAGCGGAGCGGGCGGCGGAACGCGUCCGCGCCGUGGCCGCCGCCAACGCCGCAGCUCUGCUUACCGACAUCAUCCUUAAUGGUUGUUCGGCGGAUUAUAGCCAGGUGACGCCUGGUGGAAAUACAAGGUCCCGCACGGCCGCGGCGCUGGUGGCGCGCGCGACCUGUCCGGGCGGCGUGGGCGCGCUGCUGCAGGCCGUGUUCACGUGCCCCGCCGCCGCGCGCCGCCACGCGCUCGUGCACGGCGCCAAGCUCCUGCUGGCCAUGCGGGAGGACCAACACUGCACUGCCGACCAGGGCGGCUCGGGCACCAGCACUCGGAAUGGCGUGGAGCUGGCAGUGGCGCCGCACUUGCCGCUCUUACACACGGCGCUGCUGCAGCCGCCUGAACCUUACAUGCAUGAGCCAUCAGCAUGGGAAGCGCCGACAGACGGCGGCGGGGGCGCCACCGUAGCGGGCGCGGGCGACGCCGCCGUCACCACCGAGGUGCUCGCGCCCGAGCGCGACGCACCGCCCGCCGAGGCCACUGCGGCGGAGGGGCCCGCCGAGGCAACACGAUUCACCGAGGCGACAACGGAGGCCAAAGAACCAUCAGUUUCGGAGGGGGCAACCGCAGACGUUAAAGAACCCUCUGCCACAGAAGUACCGACAGAGGCGCCUAAAACUUCGCCGCGGGUAGCGGUGGGAGCGGCACGUUUACAGGUGGCAGCGUUGCUGGCGGCGUUAUGUGGCUCGGAGGUGGACGAAGUGGCUUCCACCAUGCUUACACUAGGUACCCCUGGCGUGCUGAUCGACAUGUUCUUUGCGCACCCGCACAACAACUUCCUUCACGCCCAGGUCCUUGUCAUGGUGCGGAAUGCGCUAUCUAAUCGCGCCUACAGGACGCAGUACGCACGACACAUAUUGAAGGAGUGCGACUUAUUCAACAGAUUAAUGGACGUUUAUGAAGAAAAUGAAGCGAAAAGGGGCACGUCGAGCAGCCCCCGCGCCGGCUACAUGGGCCACGUGGUCCUCUUGCUCCGAACGAUAGCUCCCACGUUAGAGGAACGAACCCCCGCCGCGGAACGAUGGGCAUCGUCUUCCAUCGAGUCGGUCAUUAAGCAACUUGAUACGCCCCUCGGCGGUUACUACCCCUCGGAAAACACGUAUGAAGUCGAGCCGGAAGGCAUGGUGGAAGUGGAGUCUCGCCUAUACAACCUGUCUAAUGUGAGUAAUACAAAUUAUAGCGACUUCGCCACCGAUGAAGAUUUGAGUGAGGUUGCGUCGUCGGCCAAGAUGAAUAAGUUUUUGGAGCUGAUUAAGCAGCGGAAGGGCAACAAAUCGGACAUGUGGGACGACGAGCCGGAGGGCGAAGCGGAGGAGGAAAGAGACAGAGAUAGGGAAGACGACGGGGAUGAAAAGGACGACGACGACGGCGAGGCGAGAGCCACCGUGCACGAUGUCCUUGCUCCUGUUAGCCCAUGGGAAAGCUCGUUCGAAGAAUCAAACAUGGCGGGCGAAAGCUGGGCCCAGUUCUCCGCCGACGCCUUUGGCGCCCCGAUUGACCCUUUUGCUAAUACCGACUCGUUCGCCAAAUCCGACGCGUUCGCUAACGAUACCUUCGCUAAGUCUGACGACUUCGCUAAUGACGCGUUCGCUAAUGACGCGUUUGCUAGUGAUGCGUUUAAGAAGGAUUUCGAUGGCGUUACGUUUAAGGAGGAUUCGUUUGGCGAAGGUGGCAGUGAGGAGUUUACGCCUUUCUGGGGAUAUCAGGAUAAAGGGGAUGAUGUGAACGGCACCAACGGCGUAGAGCAAUCCCUCCACGGUCUGCGGCUUGAUGCUAUGGACAAACCACUAGAUGAAUUAAGCAGCUCGCUGGCCGACAACCUCCGAACUGCUAUGAGCUCUAUGACGCCCGAGGUAAUAGCAAACAUCGUGAACGCAAACAUGACGCCCGCGCUGAACGUUCCGCUCGACGUACCCAACGCGUCCAACCCCACAAACGCCUCCAACGCGUCCAACACGUCCAGCACCGCCAACGAACCAUCCAACACAAGUGAAAGUGAAAAAGUCAGUGAUAAUGAUUCUAAAGAUCAACAAAAUCAGGUUCAAGACCCCUCCGAGAGCUGAUCCUCUCGUGGUGGGUAGUUUGCAGUGGCGGAGCGUCCGGAACUCAAUUCCCACGUAGGUGAGAGUUGAGCACAAUCCCACAGGUAUUGAAGCAGGCCUCAUUAUCGGCUUGGCAUGCCGCGUCGCCACUGGUAGUUCGCGGGCCUAAGGUCGGCAAUACGUAGUGAAAAUGGAACAUGGAAACGAUUUUCAAUCUUAUUGAUAGGUUUUAACCUCUUCCCAGUCCCAGGAUUCUAAAUUUGCCAGCCAAAAAGAGUCUCUGAGGUUUGUAAUUUAGAAUUGAAUUUUGAUUGUCGUAGCUCGAGCGGUUAAACACCAGAUUCAUUAACUAUUGGUAUCUCAUGUCUAUUUUCACUUCGAGCGCCAAAGACCCUCGGCCGGCAAAGAUGCAAUACUUAAUCCCUUGUUACUCUGAGCCAUAAAUGUAUGAAUCGUCUGGUCCUAGGCAUGGUAUCUUUGCAGGCUUUACAUGCGUAUAUCUGAAUAAGUUACCCAUUAGUAAUUCUUAUUGCAAUGUUAUAAGGUCUUCUAAUGGACACCCAAUUUUAAUCUAAAAUAUCAGAUUAUUGAGACAAUCUUCAAAUACUUGUAUCUCUCCUACAUUUUAACAAAGUCCGACCAAGCUAUGUCUGCACAGAGUAUACCUUGCAUUAUAGAUUUCAAAUUCCCGUGUAAGUAUAAAUUUUGUAGUACCAAUUCCACGCAAAGUCCGUCUAAGGAUCUCGUAUUCCAGCUGUCCAAUGUGCAUUGUGUCUCACUAUCUCAUUAAGCAAAAUGUGAGAUGCAAGAUGCAAAUACACAUUAGACCAAGAAAUUGGACAGGUGGAAUACCAUCCUAAGCGUGACCGACUUGAAUUAAACAAAGUGAGAGAGUGUCAUUAUAAACGUCAUAUUUUUAAUCUUACAUUAUUGAUGACAAUGACACAUUUUGUCAUUGUAAAUGGCACGCAAAGUUAGUUUGGUCCGAUCUAUAUGUUUUUGCGUAUUUCCUGUAUAACAUUUCAGACCGAUAUUUUUAACACCAGCCCUAGACUUGACGUGUCAUACAUUUAUCAUUCCAAUUUGGCAAUAUUUCGCUAUGUAUAGCUGACUAUUGGCUGUGUUUCUAAUUAUAAUAUACCUGGGAACAGUAGGGCUGCGGCGGGUCCGAGCCUAGAGCCUUGCGGUAUUCCGUGCGAGAGACGAGGAUAAAUUAAACCUUAUUGUAUUUUCACAAGGUUUAUUUUUCCGCUUGUGAGUUAUUGACCAUUAUAAACUGUUUUGUAUUGAAAAUUUGACACACUUUGCUACUAUAGAUUGGCCAUGGUCAGAUUUUUACUUCUAUUAACAUGCAAAGCAAUAUUUUAAAAUCCAAACAGAAUAUAUUAAAACGCUGGUAAUGCUAAUUAUCAACUAUUUUUAUUUAAUUUUUCCAAAUCUUGUCGCACGGCUUUUCCGCAGUAGAAUCGAUCAACGUUUGUAUAUAAAUGUAUAGUUGUAACAAAUAAUUUGGGCAAUUGAAUCGAGCUUUAUAUUUGUAAAUAUUUGGCACGGCCAGGCCGCAAACGAGCUUUACAAUGACCUAAUUUAACGGGUAGCUUUUGAACGUCAUAUGUUAUAUGAAAACGUUACUCAUACGCCAACAUCAUGGGCGCAAAUGAAUAUAAUCCUUAUUUGAAAGCAUACGCCAUAACAACUUCUUAUCUAUUUACGUGAGUUUUGUGCUCUUUGCGUUCAAUAAGUUGCCAUAAAUUUUGAUUUUGAUGUAAAACACGCUCUUUUAAAUUUGGCACAUGAAGUUUAUGUUAAUUUUCAAAAAACUAAAAACUAUUUAAGAGAUUUUGAUACUUAUUCAUACGUUUAUCGUCUUCACUGCUAAAUCAAAUAACAUGUUUUCCUAUAAGGUUGUCGACCAUAUUGACAUGAGGCGUUCAAAAGAUAUAUUUUAAUCAAUUUUAACUGAAACGACUAAACUAAAUUUGACAUCACAAUUGCUAGUCUACCAAUGCAAGAUACGUCUUAUAUAUCAAGUAUUGAGCAUUUUCGGCAUGUUUCGUGCUAUCGGUUUAUAAAAAUCUAUUCAGACAAAAUGUCAUUAUAGUUUUACUUUUCUUGUAAACUAUUGUGACUGAAAUAACUGUUAAUAUCGUUUCAAAAUUUCUUGCUUCGAUAUUUUCAAUUUAACCGGUUAAUGUUUCAGAAAAACGAAUGAAUUUACCAUUAACUGGUAUCUCAAUAGAACAGUUAUUUAGCCGGUAACCGCAUAUGGACACGGAAUCCUUUUCGUUCCCGGUUUGAAAAAUAAAACGGUUUCCGAGACCUGCUCGUGUGUCAUACUGGCAUUAAAAUAAAAAUUAAACCGUAAACAAUACAUGCUGAAAUUACAAUAAUUUAUGCAAUUAAUUCAUCUUCAGUUAAUUUCCGCGUGUCGCUUUUCACCACGGCGUGAG